Molecule: messenger RNA, 1227 nt
Organism: Botrytis byssoidea
Lineage: Eukaryota; Fungi; Ascomycota; Leotiomycetes; Helotiales; Sclerotiniaceae
Exons: 1
Coding region: 1-1227 (408 amino acids)
Source: RefSeq, a predicted model, not a curated record
AUGGGUAAAAACGGAAAGUUCGGCAAAGAUUAUGGAAAAGUGGUUGGUAAAGACCUUCCUGGUCGACCCGGAUGGAAAGGCCCAGGAUUCACAAAAAAAGCCGAACCAAAACCAAGAAAGACAAACCAAGAAGAGGAGAAAGAUCUACCUAAAGAAUCUCUUCUUCCUAUAAAGUUGCAACAGCUCUUGUUGAAUGUUUUCAGAGACGCAUAUUCAGGUGUCAUCGAUUCCGAUAACUUUCAACAGCUUCUGCAGGACGUCAAAGGAGCUUUAUAUGAUAGAGAUUUCAGUCGUGCAUUUGGAAACGACGAAUAUCUCGAUGUUUAUUCUGCAAGAUGGUCACCCAGCAGGUCAUUAUGUUAUGCUUCAAUUCUUUUGGACCUUCAAGAACAUUUCGGAGAAAUACUGCCACGUGAUAAGAGCGCUCAAAUGAAAGUUGACUCUGAGGCCACGACCGAUGCUGCUUCCUCCACAACUCCUCCUAAGUCAACGUCACGAGUUAUAUCUAUCGGUGGGGGCGCAGCCGAAGUUGUUGCAUUCGGAGGCUACUUAAAGCAUGGAUUUCAAACUUCAGGCACGGGAACGACUUCUCAAACCGCUGAUGAUGCAAUGACUUCCCUUACUUUAUCUGAUGCAAAUGAUAGAAUCGAAUUAUUACUUGUAGAUACAGCAUCCUGGGCAAAUGUUGUCAAAAAACUUCACACCGGUAUCACAACUCCGCCGCCAAUAUCCAAAUAUGCAAGCGCAUCUGCUAAAGAAGCAAACUCGGCUCUUGUUAAGCCUGAAGAUUUCACUACAAAAUUUCUGAAACAUGACGUAUUAGCCAUGAGCCAAGCUGAGCUUGGUGAUCUGUCUGGCAAAAAGCCCGUUCUUGUUACGUUAUUCUUCACCCUGAAUGAGCUAUACACGGCAUCAAUUAGCAAAACGACUGCUUUCUUACUCAAGAUGACAUCAGUUCUUCCAAAAGGGUCCCUUCUUCUAGUUGUGGAUAGUCCAGGGUCAUAUUCAGAAACCACAGUCGGUACAGAAGAGAAAAAAUAUCCAAUGAAGUUUUUACUUGACCAUUUUUUGAUUGAGACGCAAAAGUCAAGGGGGAAAGAGAGCGUUCCUGACUGGGUCAAAGUCCACUCCGAGGACUCUCAGUGGUUUAGACUACCUGAAACUCUCCGAUAUUCAAUUCCUUUGGAAAAUAUGCGAUACCAGGUACAUCUUUACCGUCGUUCAUAA